CAUAAACCCUUAAGACGUUUAAACCUUCUUCACCUCUGCGCCCUCAUUGCCUUCCUCACCCACACACCCACCCACCGGCGGAACAAAAUUCUCCGAACCGUUCAAAUUCCAUGGAAGACGAACACACAGAGCCAUUCAAGGACGGUGCGGACCUCUGCCAGCAGCUCAUGGACCGCUACGCCAACUCCGCCGCGCCGCAGCACCGCCACCUCCUCGCCACCGCCGCCGCCCUUCGCUCCAACCUAGCCGUGGAGCGCCUCCCCCUCACGCCGCCUGCCUACUUCGCCGCCGCCAUCUCCGCCCUUGACGCAGCAGAGGCGGCGCUGGAUCCCGUUGCGCUCUCCGCUCUCGUGUCCUUCAUGGCCAUCGCCCUCCCCCUCGUCCCGCCCGGCGGCAUCGCUGCGCUGAAGUCCCACGAGGCGGCCGCGAUCCUCAUCGUGGCACUGGCCAGGGAGGGGGAGGGAGUCGGCGUGGCGUGCGUGAGGGCCAUGGUGAAGUGUUUGGGGGUUUUGAUUGGGUUUUGUGACUUGGAGGAUUGGGAUGGAAUUAGAUUAGGUUUUGAAACCUUGCUCAAGUUCUCCAUUUGCAAGCGCCCCAAGGUACGCAGAUGUGCUCAAGAAUCUGUUGAGAAGGUUUUCAAGUCUAUCAAAUCCUCCACAGUUACCAAGGAAGCUAGCAAGUUUGUUUUGUCUGAGCUGAAAAGUUGCAGUGCUUUGGCACUGAAAUUAAAUGCUUUGAGCACUUCUGAUGAAUGUAAAGAAGAUAAGGUUUUGAAACAUGAACACCUGGAGGUCCUACAUUUACUGAAUUUAAUUAAUCUGAUUGCUCCAUAUCUUUCUGCAGAAGUCAUUCUGAAAGUUCUUUCAGAAGUGCGUAAAUUAUUUAGUUUUAAGUUUUCAGAACUUGCAAGGCAUGCUCUUAAAACUAUUAAAGCUAUUUUUGAAGCUUUGAGAAUCCAAAAUAUAGUGCUAGAGACAGAGGACAUUGUAGUCUCUCUUGCUUCAUUUGUAUCUUUGGGAGAUAGGAACCCCUUGGAUACUGUGAUUUUUGCAGCAAAAUUAUUAGGAGUUGCAAUGGACUUACUUUAUAACGGACAGUCAAACUUGUGGAUCAAGAAUCUCCCUCCAGUUUGUAGAUCUGUGAUGGGUCUUCUAGCUUUUGAAGGAAACACUGCAUCACAAGCUUCAAGUAUUUUGAAUGAUGUGCUCAAGCAUCAUGUUGGUUCCUUAAGCUUGUUAAUGGGCACAGAUCAAACAUUUCAUGAUAAUUGUCAGGAAACUGUGGAAGCUAAUGCAAUAAAAGCAACAUGUGCAGUUUUUGAGAAUGCCCUUUCUGCCUCUGAUGGAAUUCCAAAUGAUCAUGUUUUGUCAGUCAUAUCUGUUUUAUUUCUUGAGCUUGGAGAAUUCUCAUUUGUGUUGAUGAGGAAUAUUGUGCUUAAACUUGCUGACUUGAUGACUCAAAUUUCUGGAGGCAAGGUUCAUAAUGAGCAUCUUGAGAAAUGCAUUGGGUCUGCUGUUUAUGCUAUGGGGAUAGAGAGAUUUCUUACACUUGUACCUAUAUCUCUUAAUGAACACAGCUAUACUUACUCAAAUAUUUGGCUUGUACCUAUCUUGAAGCAAUAUGUUACUGGUGCAUCACUUGCAUACUACAUGGAGCAUAUCAUGUCUCUUGCCAAGUCCUUUAAGAAGGCUAGUCAAAAAGUCAAAAAGCCAGGGAUUAGUCAGGAUUUGCUGGCUUGUGCUUAUGAACUGUGGGGAUUGCUACCUAGCUUUUGUCGUCAUGCAACUGAUACUCACCAACAUUUUACUCGUCUCUCUGAUGUCCUUGUUACUUUUCUCAAAAAGGAUCCUUCUAUGCAUCAAAAUGUUUCCACGGCAUUACAGAUUCUUGUGAAUGAAAACAAAGCUGCACUUAUCCCUAAAAAGAGUAUGGAAGAUUGCCAUGCUGAAUAUGAUUUUUUGUCAGAGUUUGGCAUGCAACCUACUUAUUCAAAGAAAGCUGCUACCAAAAACAUAAAGUCUUUGGUGUCUUGUUCGAAUCAGUUGCUUUAUGUUUUGUCAGAUUUAUUUAUCAGUUCACUUCCUGAAACACGCUUUUGUUUAAAGGGUGCAAUUGGGUGCCUUGCUUCUGUCACUGAUUCUUCUGUAACCAAAGAGGUUUUUGUGUCUCUGCUUAAGAGUUUUCAAUUUGUAGAUUGUGAAGGUGAAGGUGAAAUAUUGACAAGUCCAGCUGGAGUGGUAGAUAGUGAUCAAAAUGACUUGAAGGGAUAUUCUCAGAGGUGUCUGAUAUUGGAAUUAGCAUAUUGUCUUGUUCAAGGAGCAAAGGAUAAUCUUAUUGAGAUAAUUUACAAUUUCACUAUACAUUCAUUUCAGGCAACUGAUGAGAGUGUUCAUCACGAAGCAUACAACACUCUGUGCAAAAUUUUAGAGGAGAAUCCAUGCUUAUCUUCUGCUCGGUACAUCGAGCUAAUUGAUUUAUUACAUGGCUUAAAACCUCCAACCUCUAUUGCAUCUCUUAGGAGUCGAUAUGCUUGUUUCCACAUGCUGAUGGUGCAUGCAGUGAAGGUUAGUUUAGAAGAAGAGGAGAACUCAAAGGCUUUUCUUAUUCUUAAUGAAAUCAUUCUCACAUUAAAAGAUGGAAAGGAUGAAACCAGGAAGGAAGCAUAUGAUUACCUCUUAAAUAUAAGUUCUACCUUGAGAGACUCAUCAUUCAUUGGUUCUAUUGAACCGUAUCACAAACUAGUUAGCAUGAUAAUGGGAUAUCUUUCUGGUUCAUCUCCCCAUAUAAAAAGCGGAGCAGUGUCUGCGCUGUCUGUAUUGUUAUACAAGGAUACAAAUCUUCCUAUCUCCGUUUCUGAUCUUGUCCCUUCUCUUUUAUCUUUGCUGCAAACAAAAGAUGUGGAAAUCAUAAAAGCUGUCUUGGGUUUUGUUAAAGUGAUGGUAUCUAGCUUAGAAGCAAGAGAACUGCAGAAUAUUCUCUCAGAAGUUAUUACUGAAAUCCUCCCCUGGUCAUCUGUUUCAAGAAAUCAUUUUAAAUCAAAGGUCACUGUUAUAUUUGAAAUAUUAUUACGGAAGUGUGGUUCUGCUGCUGUCAAACUGGUUACCCCAGAGAAAUAUAAGGUUUUUCUCAAGACAGUUCUAGAGAAUCGACAUGGCAAAUCAAGUGAAGCAGUCACUAAUGAUACAAAAAAUAUGCCUGAAGAUUCAUCUGCCAAGAGACCAGAGCGGAGGAAGCCUGAAAAUUCAGAUAACCUAGAGAAAAAUUCACUUAAGGACAACAAGAGAAAGAGGGACAAGAAAUUUGAGACAGACAUGCCUGGCCAAAAGGGGUCACUUAUGUCUACUAGUAAUGAUGGAUUAAGAUUACCCAAGAGAAGUAGGUAUUCUAACGAUAAAAAUCCUAAUGUAGGAAGGCCAGAAGAAAGUGAAAAAGGCAAGAAAAGUUGGAACAAGAGUUUCACUGGUGGUGGUGGGAAGAGAAAGGUGAAGGUAACAAGUACAGGAAAGGAUAAAGCAGCUUCUCAUGUACCUAUACAACCUUCCAAGUCUCACAAGCUGCAAAGGAAAUUCAAAAGAAAUUGAUAGACGAGUCCAAUACUCAAGCUGGCGAUACACUUCUGAGAUGUCGUAUCGCCCUGAGUUUGGUGGCAUUGAUAAUGCCAUUUUUAUACGUAACUGCAUAUAUAAGCUGGGGGAUAACAAAUCAAGCAUUACAAGCAGGAUUGUCUUUCCUGCUGAGCAACCACUAUAAUGAGGAACUUGGCACAUUCUUUGAGCUUGAUGCCUCGAGUAGGGCUGAGAAAAUGAACAGAUACAUACUGUAUGCAUAUUUUUGGUGGGAGAAAGAUCGUGGUGAGAAAAGCUGUUGUAAUGGAUGUGUGGUCAUGGUUGAUUGUGUACAUGGCUAUGUUUUGCCAUCUUUUGCCCUCGGGAGGAUUUUUAACCUUGCUGUUAAUUCUUACCAAAUAUAGUAUGUCUUAACUCUUAACAAAUGAGUUAAUCUUUUAUUAUUUUUACAUUAUUUUCCAUAUAUUUGUGAAAUAGUCAAUCAAACAUAACGCAAGAGGACCAACAAGUCGUUGGUCUGAGUGAUAUUGAACUCGAUUUUCUUAAGUAAGGUCUUAUGUUCGAGUCUUGUGGAUAGAAAAAACGUGAUUGAGAGGGGAUAAUUUCAUUAAAGGUGACCACUUAGGUUUUUUGAUGAA
Glycine soja is the source of this 4204-nucleotide messenger RNA. Its product is annotated as RRP12-like protein. The transcript has 18 exons. The record is from RefSeq and is a predicted model, not a curated record. Lineage: Eukaryota; Viridiplantae; Streptophyta; Magnoliopsida; Fabales; Fabaceae. The coding region runs from base 111 to 3581 and encodes 1156 amino acids.